CGGCCCGCCACGCGGGGCUCGGGCCCGGCGGCCUGCGGCCCGCGCGGGGCGCCGCGCCCGAGGCCGCGGUGCUCCGGGCGUCCGCCGAGGCGAUCGACGGCUUCGUCCCAGGAGACCCGGCGAUGCCCUGGGCGGCGGUCGGGCCCGAGGACAUGCGGGACGUGCUCGAGGCCACGCGGAAGAGGCUGGCCGCCGCCCGGGAGCGCGCCUCCCACCGCGCCGACGACGCCACGCACCGGGCCCACCGGGCGCAGGACGACGCGCUCGAGGGGGAGAUCCCCGGCUUCUCCCCCGUGGUCGACUCGGCAAAGCAGGAGGCGAGCGGCGAGAAGAGCAGAAUCUUGGAGUCCCCGCUGAUCGGCGACAGCCUGGAGGUGACCCCCAACCUCCUCAAGGCGGCGUCCGACCUCGGGGCGGCGCAGGAGGGGCUCGACGCUGCCGCCAGGGCGCAGGCCCAGGUCGAGGCCCAGGUGGCGGCCGCCAAGGAGGCGGAGGAGGCUUGGCUGCGGAACACCGCGGGCGGCCGCUCGUGCGUCGACCUCCCAGGGGUGCGGCUGCGCAGCCAGGGCCCCGAGAACGAGUUCCGCCGCGUGAUGGAGAUCCCGCCUGGUACCCGGAGCUGAACAGCAGCCAGGCCUGCGCGGACUGGUGCAGGCAGCACGCCGCGUGCGCCGAGGCCACCUUCUCGCGCGUCGGCGUCCCCGAGGGCGGCGAGCAGUGCCGCCUCUUCGAGGCGCGCGGCGAGCUCUACGACUUCCGCGACGACUUCAACGCCUCGUGGUGCGGCGCCCUGGAGGAGGUGGACCACCUGCUGUGGGAGGUCAAGAAGUUGUUCGAGCAGAAGCCCUGGGUCGGGGACAACUACGGCGCACAUCCCUGCAGCUUCGGCGGCGACGACUGCAGCCAGACGAGGUGCUGCGGCACGCAGACGUGCGACUGGAGCUUCACCUCGUGCGAGUACUUCCAGUGCGUCAGGAAGGACGAGUACUAUGCCGGCUGCACAGACGCCCCGGAGGCCGGCUGGGACGGCGAGGUCCUCGGAGGAGGGCCCAACGAGGACGACCUCCCCCGCGCAGAGGAUCGGGGGGCAAACUGGUCCAUCCGGGAUCGCUCUUCUGCUUCACGGUCGUGAUGCCGGGAGAGCGCUCGUCUGCCGGUGUGUCCGAGAGCGAGUCCGCCCUGGUAGAGACCGCCCGGGAGACCAAGUCGGGCAUCUACUCCUGCGACGACCAGAUGGUGGUGGAUGGGUGGGAGGACGGGAGACGGGGGCGGCUCCGAAGCCAACAUAGACGUGUUCAUCUCGUACUGGAAGAAGGUGCAGAACGACGGCCGAUAUCUGCUGCACGACUGGCUCAUCAAGGCCGACGCCGACUGCGUCUUCGUGGCGGAUCGCGUGAAGGCCCGCUUCGAAAUAUUCAGACCGCCCGCUGGUGCGGCCGUCUAUUUCAGGAACACCGAGUUCAAGUUCAAUUUCAUGGGCGCGUUCGAGAUGAUGAGCCGGGAGGGUGCCCAGGUGUUCUUCGCUGGAGCUUGGCAGUGCGACGGGAAGAUGGACCACAAGGGGGGAGAAGACUACUGGAUGAGGUUGUGUUUGGAUACCCUUGGCCUUCGCUACAUCGCGGACCCGUCUCUACUGUACGACAAGUACGCCGCACAGAACGGGUGUGCCGAUGAACGGGCUGCGGCGUUCCAUUUCUACAAAACCCCGGAGACAUACAGGGAAUGCCUGGCCGAGAUUAGUCGAUGAGAUUAGCCAGGCGUGGCAGCUAAUAUUUAGACUAGCCUUUCUGAUCAAGAUGUGUUGUUGCCGACCGUGGAAGCCCCACCUUGCUUCGCAAGUGUCGCGGCGUAUUUCUUUAGAGUCAUUCUUAGGCUUUUCAGCUCGACAUCCGUGACGAUGCGCGUGGCCACGCAGUCAGGGCCUUCAGUUCAACCUACGAGGUGCGCUUACUCGUACCGCCGUUGUCAUGUAACGUGCGGCACCUUUCGAACGGCAUGUUCCGGUUUUUUCUCGUCACACUACGUCCAGACAUGGUCUCUGGAAGGGUGUGUUUUGUUAUUCCUUUUUGCUUGUCCUCCUCCUCCUCCUCCUCAU
Messenger RNA from Prorocentrum cordatum, 2095 nucleotides. NCBI's taxonomy places the organism in Eukaryota, Dinophyceae, Prorocentrales, Prorocentraceae. The record is from the annotation of a GenBank genome assembly.